Messenger RNA from Pelecanus crispus (Dalmatian pelican), 2613 nucleotides. NCBI's taxonomy places the organism in Eukaryota, Metazoa, Chordata, Aves, Pelecaniformes, Pelecanidae. The record is from RefSeq and is a predicted model, not a curated record.
AUGGGAGCCCCUCGCCUGACUCCUGGCCUUAUCCAACCUCUCUCCUGGUCUCCUGUCCUUCUCACACACGUCUCCUGGCAGGUGCUGUCCCUGGGUGCUGACGUCCUUCCCGAGUACAAGCUGCAGGCACCGCGCAUCCACCGAUGGACCAUCCUGCACUACAGUCCCUUCAAGGCUGUGUGGGACUGGCUCAUCCUUCUGCUGGUCAUCUACACAGCUGUCUUCACCCCCUACUCGGCUGCCUUCCUGCUCAACGAGGAGCAGGUGGAGGAGAAGCACUGGGACUGCAGCUACUCCUGUGACCCACUCAACAUCAUUGACCUCAUCGUGGACAUCAUGUUCAUUGUGGACAUUGUCAUCAACUUCCGUACCACCUAUGUCAACAUCAACGACGAGGUGGUGAGCCACCCUGGCAAGAUCGCCAUCCACUACUUCAAGGGAUGGUUCCUCAUCGACAUGGUCGCUGCCAUCCCCUUUGACCUGCUCAUCUUCCGCUCCGGCUCUGAUGAGACCACCACACUCAUUGGCCUCCUGAAGACCGCCCGGUUGCUGCGCCUGGUCCGCGUGGCCCGCAAGCUGGACCGCUACUCUGAGUAUGGAGCAGCCGUGCUCUUCCUGCUCAUGUGCACCUUUGCCCUCAUCGCCCACUGGCUGGCCUGCAUCUGGUAUGCCAUCGGCAAUGUGGAGCGGCCAUACAUGAAGCACAAGAUUGGCUGGCUGGACAACCUGGGCGACCAGAUCGGCAAGCGCUACAAUGACAGCGACCUCUCCUCUGGCCCAUCCAUCAAGGAUAAAUAUGUCACUGCCCUCUACUUCACCUUCAGCAGCCUCACCAGCGUGGGGUUCGGGAAUGUCUCACCCAACACCAACUCUGAGAAGAUCUUCUCCAUCUGUGUCAUGCUCAUUGGCUCUCUGAUGUACGCCAGCAUCUUCGGCAACGUCUCCGCCAUCAUCCAGCGCCUGUACUCAGGCACGGCCCGCUACCACACGCAGAUGCUGCGGGUUAAGGAGUUCAUCCGCUUCCACCAGAUCCCCAACCCCCUGCGUCAGCGCCUGGAGGAGUAUUUCCAGCACGCCUGGUCCUACACCAACGGCAUCGACAUGAAUGCGGUGCUGAAGGGUUUCCCCGACUGCCUGCAGGCAGACAUCUGCCUCCACCUCAACCGCACGCUGCUCCAGAACUGCAAGGCUUUCCGAGGAGCCAGCAAAGGCUGCCUGCGUGCCCUGGCCAUGAAGUUCAAGACAACCCACGCGCCACCCGGAGACACCCUGGUGCACUACGGAGAUGUCCUCACCACACUCUACUUCAUCUCCCGGGGCUCCAUCGAGAUCCUCCGGGAAGACAUUGUGGUGGCCAUCUUAGGGAAGAACGACAUCUUUGGGGAGCCCAUCAGCCUCUACGCCCGCCCAGGGAAGUCCAACGCUGAUGUGAGGGCCCUGACCUACUGUGACUUGCACAAGAUCCAGCGGGAGGACCUGCUGGAGGUAUUGGACAUGUACCCAGCCUUCUCUGACAACUUCUGGAGCAACUUAGAGAUCACCUUCAACCUGCGAGAUGCAGACAGCGUUCCCCGCUCACCACUCAGCGAGGAGUAUGACUGCACCUACCGGCAGGCACGUCGACGCAAGCAUUCCCUUUGCCAGCCCAACAAGCCUGACCCAGACACGGGCAUCUCUGAUGCAGAGCAGUAUCACACCUACUCAGAGCUCACCAACCCGCAGGAGCCACUGAGCAAGGACCAGUGGGAUGACCUGGGCAGCAGCACCUCUCCCUGCUCCCAGACCAGCGAUGACGAGGCCAAGACUGGCAGCCCUACGAAAGCUGAGCCCUUCCCCACAUCCAAAAAGGAUGACUUUGCUCUGCCCACGCUCAGCCUCGUCACCACCAGCGCUGGCAGCACAGAGGUCGGCAAGCAGGCGGCAGAGAGCAGCCAGUCCUACACAGCCACCCCCCUGGACAUCCCCAACAUGUUCACCUUCUGGGAGGACCGAAAGCCGAACCACCACCUGGAGCCUUUGCAGCACAUCUCCUUGGUACACAGCUCGCGGGACAUCCCCCUGCACAGCGACUACAGACCGGGGCAGAUUGAGUCCAGGCUGGAGCUCCUGCAGGCCCAGCUCAGCAGGCUGGAGUCCAGGAUGUCGUCAGACAUUAAUAUAAUCCUCCAGCUCCUGCAGCGCCAGCUGUCCCAAGUGCCACCCGCGUACAGCCCCAUCUCGCCGUCCUCCCACAACCUGGCCAUGUAUGGCAUCCUCCCACGGAGCCUGGAGCCGCUCACCCCCUGCGCACCCUUGGAGGACCAGGAGACGGCGGCCCCGGAGCAGAGCCCGAGCUACACGGAGGUAGAAAAGUUCCACUUGAAAUCCAGGGACUCCUUGUCAAGCGGGAUGCACCUCACUGUGGCAUCUGACGAAACCAUGACGGUCUACUCCGAGCAGGAGCACCAUUCCCCACCUCUCCCAAAGCCAGAGCCUCCCCACCAAAGGGCACCAAAUACCCAGGGACUCUUCUGGGGCUCUCGUUUCCCUUCCCUCCCUGAGCACUUGGAGGCAUCUUCUGAGCACCAGGACAUUCAGAGACACCUCUCCGACCCAGUGCUUCCUGGAAGUUAG